Molecule: messenger RNA, 2606 nt
Organism: Mugil cephalus (flathead mullet)
Lineage: Eukaryota; Metazoa; Chordata; Actinopteri; Mugiliformes; Mugilidae
Product: protein Tob1-like
Exons: 2
Coding region: 468-1538 (356 amino acids)
Biological process (GO): regulation of gene expression
Cellular component (GO): cytoplasm; nucleus
Molecular function (GO): transcription corepressor activity
Source: RefSeq, a predicted model, not a curated record
GCGCCGCUCGAGAGGCGGACGAAGUUGCGAAACUCCCGAGUAGGAGGGAGCUACUCUGCAAAGCCUGCUGAAAAAAAACACGCAAAAUAACCUUAAAAAAGAAGAAAAAAAAAUCAGGAAACCGAAUCCUCCGACGUCUGCAUGUACUGGAAUACCUUUUUUUUGUAAUAACUUCAAUGUGAAGAAAGUAUUUAUACUUCUUUUUUUCUAUUUGCACUAACUAACGGUACUUCAGAGAAUCUACUACUGAGAAUCUUUAUUUUUUACUAAAAAUAGAAAGACAUUAUCACACCCUGUUGAAGGACGCCACUUCCCCCCCAUCAAAAAACCAGCACUUUUGAUUUAUCGACCCGUUUUCAUCCGCCUCCCGCGUCGCCAAAAAAACGCCCCCAAAAAAAACCGACGAGGACGGACGACAUCCCGGUGGAAGCGUUCAAGGUCAACCAAUCAAACUUCAGCAGUCAGCUAUGCAGCUUGAAAUCCAAGUAGCUCUCAACUUCAUCAUCUCGUACCUGUACAACAAGCUGCCGCGGCGGCGGGUCAACAUCUUCGGCGAGGAGCUGGAGCGGCAGCUGAAGCAGAAGUACGAGGGACACUGGUACCCCGACAAGCCAUACAAGGGCUCGGGAUUCAGGUGCAUCCACGUGGGGGAGAAGGUGGACCCCGUGGUGGAGAAGGCGGCCAAGGAGAGCGGCCUUGACAUCGAGGACGUCCGCAACAACCUGCCCCAGGACCUGAGCGUGUGGAUCGACCCCUUCGAGGUGUCCUACCAGAUCGGGGAGAAGGGCCCGGUCAAGGUGCUGUACGUCGACGACAGCAACGAAAGCGGAGCUGCUAGCGUCGGACUCGAUCUGGACAAGGAGAUCAGGAACAGCUUCAACCCGGACGCGCAGGUCUUCAUGCCCAUCAGCGAGCCGGCCAACGGCGCCUCCCCCGGCUCCAGCUCGCCCUCGCCCCCCUUCGGCCACUCCACGACGGUCAGCCCCACCUUCAUGCCCCGCUCCACGCAGCCUUUGACCUUCACGACGGCCACCUUCGCCGCCACCAAGUUCGGCUCCACUAAGAUGAAGAGCAGUGGACGCAGCAACAACGCCAACGGCGGCAACGGCGGCGCCGCCACCGGCGCCGGCAGCAGCGCCGGGAACAAGGUGGCGCGUACCUCUCCCACCAACCUGGGCCUGAAUGUGAACAGCCUCCUCAAACAGAAAGCCAUCUCCACCUCCAUGCACUCUCUGUACGGGCUGGGCCUCGGCGCUCAGCAGCAGCAGCAGCAGCAGCAGCACCAGAAGCCCUCGGCCCUGUCCCCCAACGCCAAGGAGUUCGUGUUCCCCAGCCUGCAGGGCCAGGGCAGCCAGAGCGCCCUGUUCCCCGGGGACAGCUCCUCGCUCAGCCUCAGCCCGCUGCAGUACAGCAAUGCCUUCGAUAUGUUUGCGGCCUACGGUGGCCUUAACGACAAGUCCCUCAUGGACGGCUUGAAUUUCAGCUUAAACAACAUGCAGUAUUCUAACCAGCAAUUCCAGCCAGUUAUGGCCAACUAGUACACGUACAAGGUACAAACUUAAGCUACUACUAUUACUUCACACAGAAACGACCAGAGAUAAUGUGAUAGGGGGGAAACAAACACAUGCACAUUUAAAACAAAAAAAAAGUUAUGUUAAAAAAAAAAUGUAAACAAGAAUGUCAAGGAUUUAAAAAAAAAAAAAAAAAAGAAAGUGACUUGUCAAGUGUUAAGAUCUACGAGUCCAAGAGCAUGAGCCCGAGGGUGAAUUACUUUGCCCCCUUGAGUUAUUCUUUUUCUUUCUUUCUUUCUUUCUUUCUUUCUUUUCUUUCUUUCUUUCUUAAAACAAUGAAGCUUGUAGUACAAGAUGUCCAAGCUUGGUUACCUAAAACUUCAACAUGCAUCAUUGUUAUUUCUUUUGCCAACCAAGCACAAAAUACUUUUUUUUUUUUUUUUUUUAUGUGACUGUUUUAAUAUAUAUAUAUUAAAAUAUAUAUAUAUAUAUAUAUAAAAAAAGGACAAAAAAAACAAAACACACCACAAGUCAUGGCCUCUUUCAGUAUUUAAACAUAAAACUGGACAUCGCCAAUUUUCUUCCAGAGAUUGGCACAAAUAAGUGGUAUUUCCUGGUCUUUUUCUAAUUGUAUAAUUUAAUUUAGUACAGAGUUUGUAAAAUAUCAGAGUAUCUAUUGUUUCUACGACAUGGUAUUGCAUUUAUAUCUUUUUACUACUCCAGUGAUCUGUGAUGGCUGCAGCGACUUUAUGUUUUCUUUUUUUAUUGAAAUGAUAAAUCCAUCUUUGAAGAGAAAAAAAAUAAAAUAAAAAAAAUAAAAAAUCUAAAGAUUGUGUACAGAAAUAUUCCGUAGUGGUGGGAUUUAAAGAAUAUUUGCUUUUUUUGAGAAACAUAAGAGUUGUAUUUUCUGUUAAGAGUUUAAAGAUUUUUGCUAUAUUAUGGACAAAAUGUAAUCGUAUAUUAAUUUUGUACCUACAUUGUGCAAUACUUGAUAAAAAAAAAACAAAACGGUAUAACAAAGUAUUCGGAGUCAGUGUCUUACAUGUUAAGAGGGACUGAUAGUUUAUUAAGUUUGUAUUAAAAAGCUUGAAAAUA